Loxodonta africana (African savanna elephant) is the source of this 1228-nucleotide messenger RNA. It is a transcript of the gene GLO1, whose product is annotated as glyoxalase I. The transcript has 6 exons. NCBI's taxonomy places the organism in Eukaryota, Metazoa, Chordata, Mammalia, Proboscidea, Elephantidae. Bases 82 to 642 code for a protein of 186 amino acids. The record is from RefSeq and is a predicted model, not a curated record. Gene Ontology annotation, molecular function: metal ion binding; lactoylglutathione lyase activity.
AAAGCAGCGUCAGGGCUCGGGUGGAGUGUCAGUGUCGGCUCAGUUUCCCGGGUUUGUCGCGUGUGUUAGAGCAGUGCAGCCAUGGCAGACCCGCAGCUCGCGUCCAGCGGCCUCACCGACGAGGCCGCCUUCAGUUGCUGCUCUGACGCGGACCCCAGAACCAAGGAUUUUCUAUUGCAGCAGACCAUGCUACGAAUUAAAGAUCCUAAGAAAUCAUUGGAUUUUUAUACUAGAAUUCUUGGAAUGACGCUGCUCCAAAAGUUAGAUUUCCCCACCAUGAAAUUUUCACUCUAUUUCUUGGCUUAUGAGGAUAAAAAUGACAUCCCCAAAGAAGGAGAUGAAAAAAUAGCAUGGGUGUUCUCCAGAAAAGCUACACUUGAGCUGACACACAAUUGGGGCACUGAAGAUGAUGCGACCCAGAGUUACCACAGUGGCAAUUCAGACCCUCGAGGAUUUGGUCACAUUGGAAUUGCCGUUCCUGACGUACAUGGUGCUUGUAAAAGAUUUGAGGAACUGGGAGUCAAAUUUGUGAAGAAACCUAAUGAUGGUAAAAUGAAAGGCCUGGCAUUUAUUCAAGAUCCUGAUGGCUACUGGAUUGAAAUUUUGAGUCCUAACAAAAUGACAAAUAUUGUUAGUUCUUGAAAAUGCUGCUUUGAGAUUUCAAUGAGGAUAUUGUUGGGGAUGGGGAAGAAACAACGCGAUUUGUGAUAUUCGGAUAACAAAAGCUUCUAGAAUUGAUAGAUCAUUGUCACAGUUUAAAUUGUCCUUAAGUUUAUUUCUCUCUCUAUUCUUGCUCUGUUUUUCACCUAAUUAUUCAGUGAUUUUGGUUUUAAAGUAUUGCUUUAACUUAUGUCCUUGAAGGUAGCUGUAUCACUUUACUUUUUUAGGGAAUAUUUAGAACAGCUCCCUUGAGAGGGGGCAUUUGCUGUCUUUUAUUCCUAAAUAUGACUGACUUCUCUUUAAGCCUACCUUUGGAUCAUUGUUUUAAAAAAAAAAAUUUAACAUGUUUUUGUUGUGUUAUCUUCUGGGGUUUCAAUUCCUCAGAAAUAACUUCUCACGAUGGAAAGUAAGGAACACUGAACAAACAUGAAACUUUAUACUUCAAACAGUAUAAAGUGUUUAUUUUACAAAAGAGAAUGUACUCUUGAGAGCAAUUCAGAAUUAUGCUGACAAGGAUGCUGAUGGAAAAACUAAUUUAUUUUCAUUAUAAAGUACUUUCAAAGUUCAA